Xyrauchen texanus (razorback sucker) is the source of this 2225-nucleotide messenger RNA. Its product is annotated as CMP-N-acetylneuraminate-beta-galactosamide-alpha-2,3-sialyltransferase 1-like. NCBI's taxonomy places the organism in Eukaryota, Metazoa, Chordata, Actinopteri, Cypriniformes, Catostomidae. Gene Ontology annotation, molecular function: beta-galactoside (CMP) alpha-2,3-sialyltransferase activity. The record is from RefSeq and is a predicted model, not a curated record. The coding region runs from base 139 to 1095 and encodes 318 amino acids. The transcript is spliced from 8 exons.
AUGAACUUUACAGGUGAAAUGCCGAUCUUACGCUUAAGGAAAACAAAUCUGAUAUAGAAGACUUCACAAUACCAUUCUGAGAAUCAAGAGGGGCCAAACCUGAAAGCAUUAUUCUCUUUGAACACUACAUAAACAAAGAUGAAUGACUACAGAUUUAUAUUCCCCUACCUCAGGGCAUUUUUAGGCUUUAUAGUUGCCAUUGUUCUGUUUUUACACAUCCAAACCUCACUAGCAGGUUUGACCAUCAAGCUUUUUGAAGAUUUCACCACGAAAGGUACGUGCUCUUGUGACAACUGCAUAAUGGACAAGAUGGAGGAUGAUAAAUGGUUCUUUGUGCGUUACAAUCGCAACGUCCAACUUAUCCUCAACAAGAAGAACAGUGUUUUACGCCAGGACGUCUUGAAAUGGUGGAAGGGUCUACAGUAUGCAUCAUCCAGAAUCAUCCAAAAGAAGGAUGCAUUAUCCAACUACAAAGCUGUAAUAGAGAAGUUGUUUUCACUUUUCCCAGACAAAGAACACUACUCAGACGCUAGUCCAGAUCGUUGCAGAACCUGUGCUGUGGUGGGGAACUCAGGGAGCCUCAACGGAUCCUAUUCUGGGCCUCUAAUAGAUUUCCAUGAUUUUGUCAUUCGGAUAAACAAGGGCCCGACAAAAGGCUAUGAGAAGCAUGUGGGAUCGAAGACCACACACCGGUUUAUCUAUCCUGAAAGCGCUGUGGACAUUGACAGCUCUAUUCACCUAGUGUUUUGUCCAUUUAAAAUAUUGGAUAUGAACUGGCUCAUCAGUGCCUUCACCACUAAACACAUCAAAUAUACAUACAUGAAAGUGAGACCUACAAUAAAAGCAAACAAAAACAAGGUCAUGAUUCUUCAUCCUGCAUUUAUAAAAUAUGUGUAUGAUAGCUGGUUGCAAAAACAUGGCAGAUAUCCAUCUACUGGCUUCUUAACACUGAUAUUUGCCCUACACAUCUGUGAUAAGGUUAGUGUGUUUGGGUUUGGACCGACCAGUGACGGCUACUGGCAUCAUUAUUUUGACAGAAGUCUGACUGACUUUAGAAGAGGAGGGUCCAGCGGCAUGCUCCCCUGUGAGACAUAAAUAAAAAAAAUAAACAGCACCAAAGCAUGUUAUUUUAGUAUGUUUGGGACCUUGAUUUCUACAUUUUCUUGUGUAGCUUGAAUGUUAAUAUGUGAUACAAUCUAGGGAGGUUUCUCACAAUGGUUUAAAAAAUAGACUGUACCAUGUUAAAAUGAUGGUAAUAACAUGGUAUUUUGAUUUAAACUAUAUUACUGAAAUUAUAUUCUAAGGUACCUUAGAAUUAUUUUUGCAUUAUCUAAGCAUCUGUAGCAUUUUGAAUUUGAAAUUUUCUUUGACUUUUACUUUAGUUUAAAGGGAUAGUUCACCCCAAAAUAAAAAUUCUAUCACCAUUUUCUCACCCUCAUGCCAUCCAAGAUGUGAAUAACUCUUUUGCAGAACACAAAAAAAUAUAUAUUUUUAGCAAAUUAUUUCAGCUCUUUAGGCCCAUACAAUGUGAAUCAGAGUUCUGGACACCAAGGUACAAAUAUCACAUAAAGGCAUCAUAAACAUAUGCAAUAUGUUUUGGGUGAUGUACCAGAUGUUAUAUUGAUUUUAUCAUUUCACACACCCCUUUUCUUUUGGUGGGACAAUUAUUUGUAUUAUUUUAUAUGCAUGUAUACACUCACCUAAAGGAUUAUUAGGAACACCAUACUAAUACUGUGUUUGACCCCCUUUCGCCUUCAGAACUGCCUUAAUUCUAUGUGGCAUUGAUUCAACAAGGUGCUGAAAGCAUUCUUUAGAAAUGUUGGCCCAUAUUGAUAGGAUAGCAUCUUGCAGUUGAUGGAGAUUUGUGGGAUGCACAUCCAGGGCACGAAGCUCCCGUUCCACCACAUCCCAAAGAUGCUCUAUUGGGUUGAGAUCUGGUGACUGUGGGGGCCAUUUUAGUACAGUGAACUCAUUGUCAUGUUCAAGAAACCAAUUUGAAAUGAUGGGCCUAAAGUGUGCCAAGAAAACAUCCCCACACCAUUACACCACCACCACCAGCCUGCACAGUGGUAACAAGGCAUGAUGGAUCCAUGUUCUCAUUCUGUUUACGCCAAAUUCUGACUCUACCAUCUGAAUGUCUCAACAGAAAUCGAGACUCAUCAGACCAGGCAACAUUUUUCCAGUCUUCAACUGUCCAAUUUUGGUGAGCUCUUGCAAAUUAUAGC